Adineta steineri is the source of this 1128-nucleotide messenger RNA. Lineage: Eukaryota; Metazoa; Rotifera; Eurotatoria; Adinetida; Adinetidae. The record is from the annotation of a GenBank genome assembly.
AUGAAAUCACAAGAAAUAUUCGAAAAUAAAUUUGUUGUUUAUAUUAUUACACUUAUUCGUCUUAUAACAGUUAUUCCUUACAAAUGUGUCAUGAUAAUAGUACGAUCUAUUGCAGAGUUAGGUAAUUUCUCUUCUUCAAAUCAUUCAAAUGGCAAAGAACAUUAUAGCUGUGAAUAUGGUUCAGUUAAAUAUUAUAUUUAUUGUGGUAUUGCUGGAAUGAUAAGUUGUGGCGUAACACAUACAACAGUUGUUCCACUUGAUCUUAUUAAAUGUCGUUUACAAGUCAAACCUCAAAAAUAUGUAAAUUUUUUUAAUGCAUUUAAAAUAACGAUUGCAGAAGAAGGUAUUUUAGGAUUAAGUAAAGGCUGGGCACCAACAUUAAUUGGUUAUUCUUUGCAAGGUCUUGGUAAAUUUGGUUUUUAUGAAGUUUUUAAAAUUUUCUAUGGAGGAAUUCUUGGUGAAGAAAAUGCUUAUGUUUAUCGAACAUUACUUUAUCUAUUAUCAAGUGCAUCAGCUGAAUUUUUUGCUGAUAUUGCAUUAGCACCAUGGGAAGCUACGAAAGUACGAAUACAAACACAAGAUAAUUGGGCAUCGACAUUAAGACAAGGUUUACCAAAACUUUAUGCCGAAGAAGGACUAUGGGGUUUCUAUAAAGGUAUUGUACCAUUAUGGCUUCGUCAAAUACCUUAUACAAUGAUGAAAUUUGCAUGCUUCGAACGUACAGUUGAAGCACUUUAUAAAUAUGUCGUUCCUAAGCCACGUGAACAAUGUACAAAAACAGAACAAUUAGGUGUAACAUUUAUAGCUGGUUAUAUAGCUGGAAUAUUUUGUGCUAUUGUUAGUCAUCCAGCUGAUACUAUUGUAUCAAAAUUAAAUAAUGAAAAAGGUCUUAGUUUAUUUGAUGCUGUACGUCGUGUUGGAUUUGCUGGUUUAUGGAAAGGUCUUGGUCCACGUAUUUUCAUGAUUGGUACAUUAACAGCUCUUCAAUGGUUUAUUUAUGAUACAGCUAAAGUCCUUUUUGCAUUACCACGACCACCACCACCACAACCACCAAAUACAGUACAGAAAAGAUAUGGUUUUACUAGUGAUAAAGGACCGUUAAUACUUGACUUAAAUGUGAAAAGCUGA